This is a messenger RNA of Nannochloropsis gaditana CCMP526, 1208 nucleotides long. Its product is annotated as phosphatidylinositol kinase (pik-k). The record is from RefSeq and is a predicted model, not a curated record. The annotation marks the transcript as partial. The transcript is spliced from 3 exons.
CAGGGCCUCGAGGUUUCGCUACGAAGGCAAUUCGACGGGCAACCCCUAUCACGGCUAUCGCCGUGGCAGCUUGUUCGUGCAGCUUCUUGUGCUCCUCCGAACGAGAAGCGGCAGUCGGAGGUCAUGUUCAUCUUUCCGGUUCUCCUAUCGUUGUCUCUCGACAUUGCCGUGGUCGCUGUGUAUUUCCGAGAAGGCAAUCUUUAUGGAAGGGAGAAGGGACAGCCGUGGGUGCGUCUCUUGGAUGUUUCCGCCUGCAAUUUUGACUUGGCUGUCCUGGCCACCCUCCGCAUCCUCUUCAUCAGCCCGUACAUCUACAGCUACGUCCAUCGGCGCCGGCUUGUUUACACCUUCCUUCCGUGGGCGUGGGAAGCUCUGAACAUGGGUAUUGUGACGGCCCGGCUCGUCUUCCUCGUGGCCAUCCUGGUGGCUUCCCGCGCGGAAUACCUGCUCGUGGGCCUUUCCUUCGCCUCCAUCCUCCUCCAAGCCGUCUGCCUGGAGCACCUCCGAUCGUCCGCCCCCCGGGAGAAGCACAUCUUCCUGACAAGCGCUCUCAGCCGCGUGGACGCCUCCACGCGCCUGCUGGAGCACCAUCAGCCCGCAGCCCCGGGCGCCGGGGGCCAAGACCUGUACGACGGGCACCGACGGGACGUGGACUUCAUCGCCAGCAUCACCGCCAAGAUGAAGCGCGCCAAGGAGUACUGGACGGCCAAGACCGAGAGCCUCCGGGGCCUCUGGAACGACCUGGGCCGGGCUCGGGGGGGCGAGGCCGCCGCCUUCAACCUCCUGCUUCGCCUCUUCACCUACGAGGACGUGCUGGGCGAUAUGGACGAGGCCUUCGCGCAAGAGCCCUCCUCCGUCGAGUUCUACAUCCCGCAGCUCGCCACCUUCCUCCUCUACGGGGCCUUCUGGUCGAGCGGGAGCUUGCAGGCCUUCCUGCUUGACAAGAGCGCUCGCUCCAUCCAGUUCGCGCACCGGCUGUACUGGUUCCUGCUCGCGUCCUGCUUGGAUGGCUCGGGCAUCGACCAGGAGGGCCGCCGGCAGGUGGGCACGCUCAUCGAGGAGGUGAGGAGCCGAGGCCAGCGGGCGGCGCGGCGGCUGGAGCAGGGCCGGACCGUGCAGGAGCUCUACCCCUCCCGGGGCAGCUCGUCGGCCCUGCAGCGCCCUACGCAGGCUUCCCGCCGGUGGGGCCGGGGAACGCGAAGCCGUGA